Messenger RNA from Sitophilus oryzae (rice weevil), 1275 nucleotides. RefSeq lists its product as uncharacterized. NCBI's taxonomy places the organism in Eukaryota, Metazoa, Arthropoda, Insecta, Coleoptera, Curculionidae. The coding region runs from base 1 to 1275 and encodes 424 amino acids. The transcript is spliced from 4 exons. The record is from RefSeq and is a predicted model, not a curated record.
AUGUGGUGGACAACCAAGAAAGACAGUCUCGCCCAAGCCCCAACUUCAGUAGAAGCCAACAUCAGCGACAUCGGGACAUCGGGAAUUUUGCAAAGAGCUGAAAACGAAGAUUUUAAAAAAUAUGAUGCUUUACGUAUAUCAGCUGACAACGCAUUCUACGGAUCUAAGGCUAUAAAAUAUCAAAUUGUAGGUGACAGUUCUUUGACAAAUAAUUCGACCAAUGUUUCCACUCCUAAAAUUACUGCAAAAUUACCGAAAAUUACUCUUCCUAUAUUUGAAGGCGAUUUCAAAAGUUGGUCUGGAUUUUUUGAUCUUUUUAAUACUUUAAUACAUGAAAAUUCACAAUUGUCAAAUGUAGAAAAGUUCCAAUAUUUACUAACGUCAUUGGGUAAAGAACCUCUAUCUGUAAUUAAAGGACUUCCAGUCACUGAAAAUAAUUAUACAGUUGCUUAUACUGCUAUUAAAAAUCGAUAUCAAAAUAAAAGAUUGUUGGCUACUUAUCAUUAUAAUGAAAUCUGUCAAGCUGGACAGGUCAGAAAAGGAACUUGUACUGAACUUAGAAACCUUUUAAAUAUUUUUUCCGAAAAUAUUUCUGCGCUACGCGUUUUGCAAUUUCCUGUUACUCAUUGGGAUUUUCUCUUAUUUAAUAUGUUAUUGCAAAAAUUAAAUGUUUCUAUUAGGACUGAUUUUGAAGUUCAAAAUACUGUCGAAAUUCCGACAUAUUCAGAUUUAACACAUUUUUUGGAAAAUAAAUGUAAAGCCUUAGAGUCAGUUCAGUUUACUACUUCAUACAAUAAUGAACAUUAUAAGGAUAAGAGCAAACAAUCGUAUCAAUCCUCUAGUUUUUCAUCUAAUAAAAAAUCUUCAGAAAUUAAAACUGGUUAUCCAGCCUUUAUGACAACAAGUAAUAACAAUGCCACACCAUAUCAAUCUAAUAAGGGGGACAAACUGAAAUGUGUACUGUGUUCAUCUUCACAUGCAUUAUACAGAUGUUUUUCCUUUCUUUCAAAAACACCGCAGGACCGGUUAAACUUUGCUAAACAACACAAUUUAUGUACAAAUUGUUUGUUAUCUUCCCAUUCUGUACGAAAAUAUGAACCAAUUCAAGAAUACAAACUGCUCACAGUGACAUACGGGGUAUCGUCUGCUCCAUAUUUAGCUCUUCGAACACUGCAAGAACUUGCUAAUCAGGGAGAGUCUCAUUUUCCUUUAGCUGCAAAGGCAAUAAAGAAAAAUAUUUAUAUAGAUGACGCAAUUUGUGGUGCAAAGAUCUAA